AUAAGGAAUCCUGGCUUUGGAGCUUAGGAACUACAUUACCCAGAAGGCCCCGCAUGGAAUGACAGCAGGGUCAGCCAAUGGAAUCUCAGAGAAGGCAUUUCUGUUUGUCCGCUUACGUAGGGCGGGACCGGUAGUCCUCCCGAGGAGAGGUUCUGUUCUCAGCUUUUUGUCUGAGGCGGCCUGGUUUCCCCUGUCACAGCGUCCUGUGGAGAAGGUGGAGAGUGGUGUUCCCCGCUGCACAGCCUGUGGUCGGAGACUCCCGUGGUGCUCACCGCUCACACGUGGGAUUGAAGCUCGGAGUCACCGCCCGGACCCCCGCCAGGGCGGGGACAGGCCCCGCCAUUCCUGCCGCGGCUGCCGCUCCCGCCGCCUCCGCCCCCCCGCGGCCCACAGAGCGUGAUGGCGGCGCCCGCACUGAGGAGCUUCGCUGAGGUUGGCGUGACCUUUGAAGACAUUGCCCUGUAUUUCUCCAGGGAGGAAUGGAGCCUCCUGGAUGAGGGUCAGAGACAGCUGUACCUGAAUGUGAUGCUGGAGAACUUUGAACUUGUAUCCUCGCUGGGUUGCUGCUGUGGAGCAGAGAAUAUGGAGGCACCCACUAAAGAGAACGUUUCUGUAAGAAUGUCACAGGCAGGGAAUCCAAAGGUAGCCUUGUCUUCCCAGAAGAACCACCCCUGUGAGGGUUGUGGGUUAGUCUUUGGAAACAUUUUUCAUUUGACUGAGCUGCAGGGAACAGAAUAUGAACAGAUACUCUUGAGGUGCAGGGCAUGCACAAACCGAUUUUUCUUCAGUGUAAAUGAUGAAGAGCAGCAUGUGACAGAGAAGACUUCCAUUAGCGGUGUGGACAGGAUCUCACGUGCAAACAGCUACAAUUUCAAUGUGUCCCAGAAUCAUUUCACAUGCAGUUUUGUUGGGCACGGUGUCCUUACUGGGUCCAGACAUUUCCACCUAAAGGCUACUGUGUCCAGGGACAGUCCAAGUGCUGUUUCAAAGUGUGAGAUGAUGUUUCAAAGGAGAAGCAAUUAUUACACCAGAAAAGAAUGUGAGGAAGACAGUAGUUGCAAUCACAAUUUUAUUCCGGAAAAGGAUGUCCAUGCAGAAAGUCAGUGUUUUGUGAGCUCUGAAAGUGGAAAAUAUUUAACCGACUUUUCUAGCUUUCAUGAUCAACAGCGAGAUCACGCAGAAGAGAGACCUUAUCAAUGCAGUGAAUAUGGGAGAGCUUUUAGCUAUAGUCACAGCCUAGGUGAUCAUGAAACUUUGCCCACUGGAGAAAGGCCUUAUGUAAGCAGUGAAUGUGGAUCAGCUUUUGCCAGUAGCAGUGCCCUCCAUUAUGAUCAGAGAGUUCACACAGUGAAACGGGCUUAUGAGUACAAUGAGUGUGGGAAAUACUUUACUGAUAGCAGCAACCUUCAUUGUCAUGAGAGAGGUCACACUGGAGAAAAGCCUUAUAAAUGUGGUAAAUUUGGAAACGCUUCCACUAGAAGCACUAAAGAUUAUUAUCAUCCGAGAGUGCACACUGGAGAAAGGCCUUACCACUGCAGUGAAUGCGGAAAGUUUUUUAUUACUAGCACUGAACUUCAUUGUCAUCAGAAAGUUCACAUUGGAGAAAGGCCCUACCAGUGCAGUGAAUUUAGAAAAGCUUUUACAACUAACUCUCACCUACAUAAUCAUGAAAGAGUUCAUACUGGAGAAAAUCCAUAUAAAUGCAUUGAAUGUGGAAAGUCUUUUACAAGUAGCCCUGGAUAUAAAUAUCAUCAGAGAAUUCACACAGGAGAAAAGCCUUAUCAAUGCAGUGAAUGUGGGAAAUCUUUUGCCACUAGCACUAAUCUUCGUAGUCAUCAGAGAGUUCAUAGAGGAGAAAAGCCUUAUAAAUGCAGUGACUGUGGGAAAUCUUUUAAAUGGAGGACUCCUCUUCGUCGUCAUCAAAGAGUUCACACUGGAGAAAAUCCGUAUCAAUGCAUUGAAUGUGGAAAGUCUUUUACAACUAGCAAUGGUUACCAGUAUCAUCAGAGAGUUCACACAGGAGAAAAGCCUUAUCAAUGCAGUGAAUGUGGCAAAAGUUUCACCUCUAAUACUAACCUUUGUAAACAUCAGAGAGUUCAUACGGGAGAAAAGCCUUAUCAGUGCAGUGAGUGUGAGAAAUCUUUUACCACUCGGAGUCACCUUCGUAGUCAUGGGAGAGUACAUACAGGAGAAAAGCCUUAUAAAUGCAGUGAAUGUGGGAAAUCUUUUACAUGGAGGAGUGGUCUCCAAUAUCAUCAGAGAGUUCACACUGGAGAAAAGCCUUAUAAAUGCAGUGAAUGUGGAAAAUCUUUUAGCCAGAGCACUGCCCUUCAUUGUCAUCAGAGAGUUCACACUGGAGAAAAGCCUUAUAAAUGUUGUGAAUGUGGAAAAUCUUUUACAAGUAGCAGUGGUCUCCAUUAUCAUCAGAGAGUACACUCUGGAGAAAGGCCUUAUGAGUGCAGUGAAUGUGGAAAAUCUUUUAUCACUCAGUUUGAACUUCAUAAUCAUCAGAGAGUUCACACAGGAGAAAAGCCUUAUGAAUGCAGUUACUGUGGAAAAUCUUUUUCACACAGGUCUGUCCUUCGUAGACAUCAGAGAAUUCAUACAGGUGAAAAGCCUUAUAAAUGCAGUGAAUGUGGGAAAUCUUUCACCCAGAGCACUUUCCUUCAUUGGCAUCAGAGACUUCAUACAGGAGAAAAGCCUUAUGAAUGCAGUGACUGUGGGAAAUCUUUUACAAAUAGGCCUGUUCUUCACAAACAUCAGAGACUUCAUACAGGUGAAAAUCCUUAUAAAUGCAGUGAAUGUGGAAAAUCUUUUAUCACUAACAGCUACCUUCGUAGUCAUCAGAGCAUUCACACUGGAGAAAAGCCUUAUAAAUGUAGUGAAUGUGGAAAGUCUUUUAGACGUAGUGUUGGUCUCCGAUAUCAUCAUACAGUGCACACUAGAGAAAGGCCAUAUGAGUGCAAUGAAUGUGGAAAAUCUUUUAUCACUCAGUCUAAACUUAAUAAUCAUCAGAGAGUGCACACAGGAGAGAAACCUUAUGAAUGCAGUGAUUGUGGGAAAUCUUUUACCACUAGCAGUCACUUUCGUCGUCAUGAGAGAGUUCACACAGGAGAAAAGCCUUACAAAUGCAAUGUGUGUGAGAAAUCUUUUACCACUAGUACUCACCUUCACAGUCAUCAGAGAGUUCAUACAGCAGAAACAAUUUACAAGUGCAGUGAAUGUGGGAAAUCUUUUACACAUAGGACUGGUCUUCGUAAUCAUCAGAGAGUUCAUAUAUGAGAAAAGCCUUGUAAAUGCAGUCUUUAAAGAUGGAUGCUUUGAGACAUACAGAUCACUCGAAAGGGGGGGUAGCUGUGAGAACCUCAAGUAUAUCUGGAAGCAAUGUGAAUUUUUUUUCUCGUGUUCAGGGGAUACU
This is a messenger RNA of Pipistrellus kuhlii (Kuhl's pipistrelle), 3418 nucleotides long. RefSeq names its product zinc finger protein 271-like. The transcript is spliced from 4 exons. The record is from RefSeq and is a predicted model, not a curated record. NCBI's taxonomy places the organism in Eukaryota, Metazoa, Chordata, Mammalia, Chiroptera, Vespertilionidae. Gene Ontology annotation, biological process: regulation of DNA-templated transcription. The coding region runs from base 400 to 3282 and encodes 960 amino acids.